UUCUCGCGUUAUUACUUAAGUAAUUGACAGCUAUGGUUUUCGGAACUGUCUGGCGUUGUUAUCAUUGCUAGUCAACGUCGGGACAUUUCAUUUCAUGAGCUGUGUUGAAAUUAUGAAUAACCUCCCGUCUAUGUGGCAACGCUUCCUGUAAUUGAUGAACAUUGAAAUGGUGAAGUGAAAGAGGAGAAAUGAGUAAAUCCAAAAUGACGACAGAGAAAGGUCCUUUUCCCAGAAUUCCCAGUAACUCGAGGGUGUUGAUGCUGCUGGGCCAGUUGGAGAAGAUCAACGGUGAGGCGGCUUUCAGCGAUGUGGAAUUCGCCCGACACGUCACAGCCAAGAUCCUGCACCUCCUUCAGACACAAGAGAAAACCAGGAAAGAGAUCAUGGCCAAAGGUUCGACUGGAAUGGAGGUCAUCCUGGCUUCGUUAGAGACCACAAGGGACCCACAGACAGUGCUGAAUAUCCUCUACAUUCUGAAUGAGCUGGUGUCUGCGGGUGGUGGCCACAGGGUAGGGGUGCUAGUUUCAAAGGGGGGGACUGCAAUCCUGCUGCAGCUGUUGCUAAGCGUCAGUAAGGAGACCCCGCCCAGUGAUGAGGUCAUGCUGCAGUUGCACUCAAUUCUGGCCAAAGUCGGACCAAAAGAUAAGAAGUUUGGCAUCAAAGCGCGCAUCCAUGGUGCUCUGAACAUCACCGCUAACCUGCUGAAACAAAACCUGCAGAACCACAAACUGCUGCUGCCCUGCCUGCAGGUCCUACGCGCCUACUCCGCCAACUCUGUUAACGCUGUCUCCCUGGGGAAGAAUGGCGUCAUCGAUGUACUGUUCAAAGUCAUCUGCCCAUACAACAAGAAGAGCAGCAGUCUGCUGAAAGUGGCCCUGGACACAGUUGCAGCCCUGCUGAAGUCGAAGACCAACGCCCGGCGUGCGGUGGACCGGGCGUACGUGCCCGUGCUGCUUGCCCUCUACCAGGACUGGCACCGCAACGACACCCGCCACAGGCACAUGCUCAUACGCAAGGGCAUUCUGGGAUGCAUCAAAAACAUCACCAACAUUAAACUGGGCAGGAAGGCCUUCGUUGAUGCUCAUGGAAUGAGAAUUCUCUACAGCACAUCCACUGAGUGCCUCCCCGUGCGGACGCUGGAUCCCCUGGUGAACUCCUCCAGCCUCAUAAUGCGCAAGUGUUUCCCCAAAAACCGCCUGCCCCUGACCACCAUCAAGAGCGUCUUCCAGCACCCCCUGCCCCACCUGCCCCCAGGAGGGCCUGUCGCCGAAAUGUACAACCAAUCGCCUGACGUGGACGACGUGUUGGAUGACAGUGAUGAUAACGACGACACAGAGAAUGAAGAGGAAGAGAAAGAUCGCAACACUCCGAGUGACGACAUCGAAACCGACAUCAGUAAGCUCCGCCCCAAACAGAACCUCACCCGGCCCCUGCACGAGCUGAAGAUGUACGAGCGCUUCUUUCCAGAACUUUCUGAGGAUUUUCAGCACCAUUUUGAUAGCGGUGAGGACACGUUUUCGAACCUGGGACCACACGCUCCAAAAUCCGUAGGUCCAAUCAUCGUUCCUACCGCGCAGGUACCGGCCCAGCCUCUCCCUGGCUCCGCCCACAGGGAGCCCCGCCCGGCCAGCGAGGACCCCGGCAACGCGCCCCUGCGCGUGGACAGCAUCACCAUCGCUAAGGACUGUGACCACGCCCACAGGCCCCGCCCCGAGCAGGAGCUGGCGCAGGACCUGGAGCGCGUGGCGCUGGGCGUGUCGGACUCGCCGCCGCCGCCGCCGCCGCCCGUCUACGAGCGCGAGGACAACCUGCGGCCCGCCUGCGAGCGGGACCGCGACUGCGAGGACGACACCAGCUCGCUGUCGUCGGGGGAGCAGGCCUGCCUGGAGGUGCCGGACACGGCGGCCAUGCUGCCGCUGCACGACCCCGAGCUGUACAUCCACAUGGUGAAGAGCACGCGCUCCGUCCCGCGGUACGCCGAGGUGGCCUACCCCGACUACUUCGGACACGUCCCUCCGCCCUUCCCCGAGCACAUCCUGGAGAGGGGGUACGGGGUCCAGCGGACAAAAAUCUUCCAGGACAUCGAGCGGCUAAUCCACCCUGCAGACAUCCUGGAGAAAGUGGUGUAUGACCUGGACCUGCACCUGCAGCGGUCUCCAGUGAUCAGCGAAGGCGAGGCUCUGAAAUUCAACUCGCAGUUUGAGUCCGGAAACCUGAGGAAGGCUGUCCAAGUGAGAAAGUCUGAGUAUGACCUCAUCCUGAACCCUGACAUCAACAGUAACCAUUACCACCAGUGGUUCUACUUUGAAGUGAGCGGCAUGCGCGUUGGCACCCCCUACCGCUUCAACAUCAUCAACUGUGAGAAGUCCAACAGCCAGUUCAACUACGGUAUGCAGGUGCUGAUGUACUCAGUUCAGGAAGCCAUCAGGGGGCAGCCGCGUUGGGUCCGCACCGGCACGGACAUCUGCUACUACAAGAAUCACUUCUCCCGGAGCUCUAUGGCAGCGGGGGGGCAGAAGGGCAAGUCGUACUACACCCUGAGUUUCACCGUCACCUUCCAUCACAAGGACGACGUCUGCUACUUCGCUUACCACUACCCCUACACCUUCUCCACCCUCAAGAUGCACCUGCUGAAGCUGGAGGCUCAGCGCACAGCCCGGAUUUACCUGCACCGGGACGUGCUGUGUGAGACUCUGGGGGGUAACGGCUGCCCUGUGCUCACCAUCACCGCCAUGCCGGAGUCCCCUGCGCCCGAACACGUCUGCCAGCUCAGGAACCGGCCGUACGUGUUCCUGACGGCGCGGGUGCACCCGGGCGAGACCAACGCCAGCUGGGUGAUGAAGGGCACGCUGGAGUUCCUGAUGAGCAGUACCCCUACUGCCCAGAGCCUGAGGGAGGCCUUCAUCUUCAAGAUCGUCCCCAUGCUCAACCCCGACGGAGUCAUCAACGGCAAUCACCGGUGCUCUCUGAGCGGGGAGGACCUGAAUCGCCAGUGGCUGAACCCCAACGCGGAGCUGCACCCCACAAUCUACCACACCAAGGGCCUGCUGCAGUACCUGUCUGCCGUGCAGAGGGCGCCACUGGUGUAUUGUGAUUAUCACGGUCACUCUCGUAAGAAGAAUGUCUUCAUGUACGGCUGCAGCAUGAAGGAGACGAUGUGGCAGACCAACAUCAGCUCCACUUCCUGUGACCUGCAGGAAGACCUGGGGUAUAGGACUCUGCCGAAGAUCUUGAGCCAGGUGGCCCCGGCCUUCAGCAUGUCCAGCUGCAGCUUUGUGGUGGAGAAGUCCAAGGAGUCCACGGCUCGUGUGGUGGUGUGGAGGGAGAUCGGAGUGCAGAAGAGCUACACCAUGGAGAGCACGCUGUGCGGCUGUGAUCAGGGCAGGUACAAGGGUCUGCAGAUAGGAACUCGGGAGCUGGAGGAGAUGGGGGCACAGUUCUGUGUGGCUCUGCUGCAGCUUAAACGCAUCACUUCCCCCCUGGAGCUGCCGAACCCCACCCACCUCCUGGACCUGGAGAAUGAUGUCAUCCAGACCACCUGCAAAAUCACCAGCCCCAGCUCCUGUGUGUUAGAGGAGGACGAGUCCUUCCUGGAAGAGGUGGACUACAGCGCAGAGAGCAACGAGGAGAACGCUGAUGACGACCACCUGUCCGACUCCGAGGCCGCCCUCACCUGAGCCUGGCCCCGCCCUCACCUGAGCCUGGACCCGCCCUCAUCUGAGCGUGGACCUGCCCUCACCUCAGCCAGGCCCCGCCCUCACCUGAGCCUGGCCCCGCCCUCAUCUGAGCUGGCCUCCUCCUCAGCCGAGCCUGGCCCCUCCCCCUGUGCAUUACGUGAUAUACAAACCCUACCUUAACCUGCCUUCUUUCCAGAGCAGUCAGGGCUGAGCUUCUCCAGUACACUGUUGCUUUAACUCAGGCUUUGCGUUUGUAUUUCGGAAGUAAUGCUGAGAAAUGCCCCCCCACCCCCCCUCCUCGAAACACCAAAGGCCUCUCUGUCUCCCCAAUCUGCUCUGGGGUGUCUGAACGCUGCUGGGUUUUAACUGUAGAUAUUAUUCUACAUGGAUGUUUGUAUAGUCGAUGCAUGACUGUUUAAUAUCUUGCUUUUUAAUUUAUUAAUUUUUUCUGCCACUUUUUUGUGAAAUAAAAAAAAAACAAAACAAAAUAUUAAAUGUGAAAUAUGUGGUUAUGUGGUUGUAGCGGCAGACGGGAAAAGUGGCCAGAAUCCUGCGCUUGCAAUGAAUGUUGGGAAAUAAAUGUUGGCCUGAAAAAGGGAA
Molecule: messenger RNA, 4277 nt
Organism: Anguilla anguilla (European eel)
Lineage: Eukaryota; Metazoa; Chordata; Actinopteri; Anguilliformes; Anguillidae
Gene: agtpbp1
Product: ATP/GTP binding protein 1
Exons: 26
Coding region: 189-3677 (1162 amino acids)
Biological process (GO): protein side chain deglutamylation; proteolysis; C-terminal protein deglutamylation
Molecular function (GO): zinc ion binding; metallocarboxypeptidase activity
Source: RefSeq, a predicted model, not a curated record